AUGAUUCGUCAGUGUUUACAUCUGACUACAUCGCCGCUUCUGCUCCUGCUGCUGAUAGCCCUUAGCAGCAUAGGAACAGUAGUGGCAAAGUCAGAUGGACCCAAGAUAGCUAGCAUACAGCUCGAAACCGAGCCCUCGAUGCCGUUCUAUUUCGAGAAUUCUGAUACGGUUCUGUUUCUGAGACUGGAUACCGGCGAAGUUUAUCAAUCGUUCGAUGGAGGUGUGGAAUGGAAGGUCCUUGGAAAAGACCAUGAGACAGAAGGGGAGACGGCCGGUUUGGCGAAUGGUGCUGUUAUGAUCCAGGCGCACCCUUAUGAUAAUCAAAAGGCUUAUAUUCUUGGUCGACAUGGUGUUCAUUGGGUGACGACGGAUCAGGGUAAGACCUGGCGCGAAUUUGAGGUUCCUGCGGCUCCGUCCAUGUUCAACGAACCCCUUCGGUUUCACGGUGAGGAUUCAGGGAAGGUCAUCUUUCAGGGUGAACGGUGCUCUGCCUUUGCCUGCGUUGAAACGUCUUAUUAUACACGGAAUAACUUUGAGACUGUGAAGCCCAUGAGGGAUACCGCUAGAGGAUGUAUGUGGGCUGUGGCCACACCGGGGUUUGCGGAUUCGACAACCGAACAUGCAGAGGAGAUUCGGGACCGGGUGCUCUGUAUUGUGCAUGGACUCAAGAAUCCGUUUGCUUCGGCUUAUCGGCUCGUGUACUCGGAUUCGUUUUUUGAAGACGACCAGGAUGGAAUCGAGGCGAAACUCAAUGAAGGACGCCCUGUAGCUGGUAUCAUCAAUGCUGCUGCACGUACAAAGUAUAUUGUUGCUGCAGCCAAGUCGCAGGGUACCGAUGAAUUGGCUAUGUUUGUUACCGAUGAUGCCAUUACGUGGCAUCGAGCAGAGUUCGGGAACCACAAGAUCGAGGAAUCGGCGUACACGGUCCUGGAAGGCACGAAUUAUAGUAUUGAGGUCGAUGUGAUGAAUACCGACCGAUCGACGAAUAUGGGGGUUUUGUUCACGUCGAACUCUAACGGCACGUAUUUUACACGCAACAUCGAACACACCAACCGUGAUAUGAGUGGACUAGUCGAUUUCGAGAAGAUUGCAGGCGUCCAGGGUAUUGUGCUCGUCAAUGUUGUGGACAAUUGGGAAGAAAUCGAGAAUGAUCCCAAAGCAGACCGAAAAGUCAUCAGUAAGAUUAGCUUUGACGAUGGGCGCACCUUUCAGUCAUUGAAAGUCAAAGAUAAGGACUUGCAUUUGCAUUCUGUCACGGCAUUUGAGAAUAUUGGCCGCGUGUUUUCUAGUCCUGCUCCUGGAAUUGUCAUGGGCGUUGGUAAUACAGGUACUCACCUCAAGAGCUACACGAAAGAUGGCGAUCUGUACGUCUCGGAUGAUGCCGGCGUUACAUGGCGCUUGGCACUUGAGAAACCACACAAGUACGAGAUUGGUAACAAGGGUGCUAUUAUUAUGGCAAUCAAGGAUAACGACAAGCCAACGAAGAAAAUUCAAUACUCUAUCAACCAUGGCAAGGAUUGGGAGACUGCCGAGUUGGACCGUGAGAUUAUCCCCUAUUUUCUUACUACGACUCCAGACUCGACCAGUCUCAAGUUUAUGCUAGUCGGUUAUGUAGAAGAUCCUGCCGACUGGUACAUCUACGCAAUUGACUUUGAGGGUUUGCAUGAGCGCGAGUGCAAGGAUAGCGAUUUUGAGAAUUGGCCUGCUCGUUUGGACGAGAAUGGCGAACCUGAUUGUCUUAUGGGACACAAACAAUUCUAUCGCCGACGCAAAUCGGAUGCCAAUUGCUUUAUAACCGAGACCAUGUUCAAGACGCCUAAACCGGAAUUCAAGUCUUGCAAAUGUACCGCAGAGGACUUUGAGUGCGAUUACAAUUUCGUUCGGUCAGAAGAUAGGAAAGAAUGUGUUCCUGCUACUAUUCUCAAGGCUCCAGAAGGUACAUGCAAGAAUGACGAUGACACUUUCAAGGGCCCCUCGGGAUGGAGGUUGAUUCCUGGAAAUGUCUGUACUCGUGAUGGAGCGGUGGAACUCGACAAGGAGAUUGACCGCCCUUGCAAGGACGCUCUGAAGACGCCAUCCGGUGACUCCAAAGCGGUCAGCUCUACGGCUAAUUAUAUUGAGACUGAGAUGUUUGGAGAGUUCUUCUAUCUGGAGCGAGCUGGCAGUAGUCGCGGUGAGGACGAGACGAUUAUCAUGCGUACAACUGAUGGUAAACUCUACGUGACUCAUGAUCAUGGCAAGUCCUGGACUCAUGAACUCAAGGACGUCAAGAUUCAGCAGAUUGCACCGCAUCGAUAUUUGAACGAUCGUGCAUUCUUCCUUACCAGUGGCAAAAAGCAAUACUAUACCAUCAAUCGCGCGGAAAGCUUCGACGCGUUUUCUGCUCCUGCCGAAGUGAAUCCUUCCGGAUUGACGCUGGGUUAUCACGAGGAGUUCAAGGACUGGAUGAUCUGGACGGGUCCUGGUGAAUGUAGCCAUGGCGAGUGCCCUAAAGUUUCCUUCAUUUCGAAGCACCGUGGCGACGACUGGGAGAUUUUGCUACGAGCAGUCGAAAAAUGCGAAUUCAUGGCGCGUGAGGAUCGAAAAGAUAGUGGCAGUUUGAUCUUCUGCGAUCAACACGAGGGUGAAAAAGUGGACGGUCAGCGUAUGCUUGUGACCAGUAAUGACUUUUUCGCUACGUCAACCACACCAUUGACCAAUAUUAUCGAUUUUGCAACCAUGGCCGAGUUCAUUAUCAUCGCCACACGGAAUCCCGAGAAGGAGAAUUCUCUUAAAGUCGAUGCUAGCGUUAACGGCGUGGAAUUUGCUGAUGCCGAGUUCCCUUAUAACUUGGAAGUACCCGUACAAUUGGCAUACACGGUAUUAGAUAGUUCUACUCAUUCAGUGUUUUUGCACGUCACGGCCAACAAUAAAAUGGACCAGUCGUACGGCUCGAUCAUCAAGAGUAACAGCAAUGGUACAUCGUACGUGCUGAGUCUCAACGAUGUGAACCGUAACAACGGUGGAUACGUCGAUUUUGAGAAACUCCCAGGCCUGGAAGGCGUCGCGUUGGCUAAUGUUGUUAGCAACACCAAGAAUGUCGAAAAGGGCAGCGAGAAGAAACUGACGAGUAUGAUUACGCACAAUGACGGUUCUCAGUGGACUCUUAUCCCACCUCCAGCGAAGGAUUCGGAGGGUAAACCAUAUAGCUGUGGAUCGGAUGGAAAGCCCACUGACAAGUGCUCUCUUCAUCUUCAUGGAUACACCGAAAGACGGGAUCCUCGCGAUAGUUUUGGAUCUGCCUCAGCGAUUGGUCUUUUGUUUGGCGUUGGUAACGUUGGCGAAUCCUUGGGCAGUAAGUCCGAGGCUAGUACAUUCUUCAGCAGUGACGGCGGUAUCAGCUGGAAGGAAGUGAAGAAGGGUAAUUACAUGUGGAAAUUUGGUGAUCAGGGAUCUGUUUUGGUGCUGGUUGAAGAACUCAAGCCGACACGAGAUAUCUAUUUCAGCACUGAUGAAGGAGAUACCUGGGAGAAAUACCAGUUUUCCGAGAAGGAGGUCACGGUGCAGAGUCUCUCGACUGUGCCGUCUGGUACCUCGAAGAAUUUCCUGAUUUGGGGCAAAGAAACCGGUUCUAGCAAAUUGGUGACGAUUAAUCUGGACUUUAGUGGACUGCGUGAUCGAACAUGUAACCUGGAUGAAGACACUGGCGAGAGCGAGGAUUACUAUCUCUGGGAACCGAAACAUCCUCUUCAAGAGGGUAACUGUCUAUUUGGUCAUGUGGAACAGUAUCACCGCAAGAAACCUUCUUCGCAUUGUUGGAAUGAUUGGUCGGAAGCUCAUGUGCAUCGUAUCUCGCACAAUUGCACCUGUACCGAGGAAGAUUAUGAAUGUGACUACAACUACGAACGCCAAACGGAUGGAAGCUGUGCUUUGGUACCUGGUCUUCUCAAACCAAAUGCAAUCGACUAUUGCCGAGAGAACCCGGAGGCAAUCGAAUACUGGGAACCAACCGGUUACAGACGCAUCCCACUGACCACAUGUCAAGGAGGUAAAAACUUGGAUCGCUGGGUAUCUCGUCCAUGCCCGAGCCACGAGGAAGAAUAUCAACGUAAACACGGUCCCAGCGGAGCGGUCAUCUUCUUCGCUAUCAUCGUACCCAUCACCAUCGCAGUCGCGGCUGGUUACUGGGUAUAUACACGCUGGGAUGGUAAAUUCGGACAGAUCCGGUUGGGCGACGGUGGUGCACAGUCAUUUGUUACGUCUCGCGGCGAUUCGCCAUUUAUUACGAUCCCCGUGGCGAUAAUCGCUGGUACUGUAGCUGCAGUGAAGGUGUUGCCAUUGUUGGUCAUGUCCCUUUGGAGAAGUGUCACUGGAUAUGUGCGGAUACCUGGUCGUAGGGGUCCACGACCUUAUGCGACGAGAGAUGCGUUUGCGGCGAGAAGAGGGGAUUAUACGCAUGUCGUUGAUGAUGAGGAUGAGUUGUUGGGGGAUGAUGAGUUUGAGGACGAAGAAGGUGAUGAGAGGAAUUGAUGCAUAGCCAGGAUUUAUUUUUCUGCUUAUUUUUAUCUUAUCUGGGUUACGAAUGUAUUUGGUUAGAUGAUAGAUUGAACCACUUGUUAUUUAUGAUAUA
Messenger RNA from Talaromyces stipitatus ATCC 10500, 4609 nucleotides. RefSeq names its product vacuolar protein sorting protein, putative. The record is from RefSeq and is a predicted model, not a curated record. The transcript has 2 exons. Gene Ontology annotation, molecular function: protein binding. Gene Ontology annotation, cellular component: Golgi apparatus; membrane. Gene Ontology annotation, biological process: Golgi to vacuole transport; Golgi to endosome transport; protein targeting to vacuole. The coding region runs from base 1 to 4509 and encodes 1502 amino acids. Lineage: Eukaryota; Fungi; Ascomycota; Eurotiomycetes; Eurotiales; Trichocomaceae.